Poecilia latipinna (sailfin molly) is the source of this 4902-nucleotide messenger RNA. Its product is annotated as protein c-ets-2-A-like. Gene Ontology annotation, biological process: cell differentiation; regulation of transcription by RNA polymerase II. Bases 1608 to 2762 code for a protein of 384 amino acids. Lineage: Eukaryota; Metazoa; Chordata; Actinopteri; Cyprinodontiformes; Poeciliidae. Gene Ontology annotation, molecular function: DNA-binding transcription factor activity, RNA polymerase II-specific; sequence-specific DNA binding. Gene Ontology annotation, cellular component: nucleus. The transcript is spliced from 8 exons. The record is from RefSeq and is a predicted model, not a curated record.
GUAAAGACUUUCUUCCCUUUUCGGUGUUUUUGGUUAAACACAGGGACGUUUUGACCUGGAUUCCCACAUUCCUCCACUGAAAGCCAGCAGAUUAACCUCAACACUUUUCUUCCAAACAUGUUAUGUCUUGUUGUAGACCAAGGAAGGGAGGGAAAGGUCAAAGGGCAUCCCAGUCACAUGACAUUUCAGUGACUGGAUGGCUUUAAAGGAAGCCAUUUUUCCAUAUUUGCAGCAUGUCCAUGUUUAUGUGAGGACUUCAUAUUAAAGAAAUAUUGACUGUUUAGUGUUUUCUGGUGUUAGCUGAAUGUAACCAUUUCUCUGUAAUGAUAUGAAUAUAUAACUAUAGAGGAGAGCUUUACUGUAUUUAGUUGUGAUCUCAUCAGCAUGUUUGUGUGGCUCAUUCAUGUUGUCUUCCUAAAAGUGAUCUGUUAUAAAAUAAAACUGCCUUGUUUAACAGUUUUCCUUUGGAAGAUGUGUGUAUUAUCUACUGUUGGUGUGUGUGUGUGUGUGUGUGUGAGAGAAACGGCACACUGUACUGUAACUUCAUUCUGUUGUACCUUUGCAGCUUCCACUUGUCUGUCUGCUGCAAAAUGGCUAAACAAUCAGAAAUCUGUUUUGUUUUAAUAAAUGAUGAAACUUGGAGGACUAGUGGACUCACAUUUCAACACUAGGCUACUGAUUUUUGUGAAACUCCUGAAAUUAAAUCAAAACAUGGAAGAUUUCAAAAGUAAAGUAAGGAAGAGAGAAGUAGGAGACACAGAAAACAAAACCUCUCCAGAACCACAGUGAUCAAGACAACUCAGAUCUGUUGAUGAUGCUCUUGAAUCUCCCUUUAAUAAAACAGAACCUGUAGCUGAUGCUGGCCUCAGUCAAACAAUUGAAAGAGAAACUGCUUCUUAGACACUAUGAUUUCAUCUUUUAUUCUUUUACUGUCUGAGUUUUUAUUAGUUUUCUUUCUUUUUCCUUAAAAAAAAAAUAUAUAUUUAUAUUAUUUAUUUUUUUUGCAUUGCUGUAUUCCUACAGAAAUUGCAUUGUUGUAUAAACAACAUUUUGGAUUAAUUAAAACAGUCAAGAUGCACUUUUUCACUGCUCAGAAUAUUAAUAACUGUUGGUUUUUAAACAGAAUUUUGUUCAGUUCAGUUUAUUCACAGCACAAACCUAAACCAAAGUACUCACUUUUGUUGAAGAUAGUAACACAAAAAUCAUCAGAAGACACUUUGCAGGUCAAAAACAAAUUAGUCUCCUACAAUAUAUGUAUCUCCUAAAUAAUAAUUAUAUAAAAAAUAAAUUAAAAAUUACCCUUAAAACUCUUUACAAUGUGGACUUGAGGAUAAAAUAGCUGAUCAAUCAUCAGAAUAGAGAUUACUAAUGAUUUUUAACAUAUUUUCCCAUCAUUCUGGGGAAAAAGGUAUUAAUCAAAUCAUGACAUCACAUCAUAUUCCCUCUUUGGUUUCCAGGAUCUUCACUUUGCUUUAAAUCUUUGUCUUUAGUCCUACCCACAUGUGGAUGACUGAGAGUCACAGCCUGUCCCCACCUUCAGACCCCGCGCUCAGAUUAAAGGCUCAUUCCGCCCUGCAGGAUCUCUUGCUUCCCUCCACCUGAUCUCCAUGGAGAUGGACUGCCAUGCUUAUGAGCUAGACUCCAUAGAUGUCCCUCCUCUCACCCCAACCAGUAAGGAAGUCCUGAGCAAGGCUGUUCAGGCCAGUUUCUCUGGUUUUGCCCAGGAGAUUAUCAACCACCACUUUCCACAGGAUCCAAGCUUGUGGUCAGAAUGGGAGGUGAGCCACUGGUUGGACUGGUGCCAGGCUGAGUUCGGCCUCCAUGGCUCAGAGCUGAGGGGUCUGCAGGGCAGCCAGCUGUGUGGGCUGGACAGGGAGGCCUUCCUGGGCCUGAUGGCCGACUGCACUGCAGGAGAGAUCCUGUGGGAGCACCUGGAGACCCUGAGGGGGGAGAACGACCAUAACUUCAGCUCUUCAUUAAGCAGCAGCAGAGCGUCAUGUUCCUACCAGCUUCAGCACACAGAGAACUACUCAGACUACAUCCAGGAUCAACAGAAUGAGAGACUUCACUAUCAUUCAGCUCACAGUUCAGACCUCCACACUCUGGAUCCAGUUUCUGCCCCACGUGAAGGUCACAGUCUGAUGAACGCAGAGGAAUCCAUCAGUUCUGCUUUUCUGAUACCAGAAAUACACAGAGAAACACACUUGGAGGAGAGGGUUGCUACCAGCAGACGGCCCCGCACCGUCAGGCCACGGGCUUUGACUGUUCCCCUCACUGAUUUACAGCCUCUGGACGACAGAGUGCCUGAUGAUGCCUUCAUGCUGCCACAGAAACACGGGAGCUUCAAAGACUAUGUAGGCAGCAAAACACAUGUGGGCAAAGCUGUGAUACCAGCAGCCAUUUUAGCUGGUUACACUGGUAGUGGGCCAAUCCAGCUGUGGCAGUUUCUGCUGGAGCUCCUAACAGAUCGCAGCUGUCAGUCCUGCAUCAGCUGGACUGGAGAUGAGUGGGAAUUCAAACUGACCGACCCUGAUGAGGUAGCUCUGCUUUGGGGAAAGAGGAAAAACAAACCCAAGAUGAAUUAUGAGAAACUCAGUCGGGGCCUGCGCUACUACUACGACAAGAACAUCAUCCGCAAGACAGCCGGCAAGCGCUACGUCUACCGCUUUGUGUGCAACCUGCAGGGCCUGCUGGGAUACGAGCCAGGGGAGCUGCAUGCCAUGUUGGACGUCAGCAGCAAGACGAGCUCAGGAAGGCAAUAACCAGAGACCAGUCCAGCAACUCUUUUUUAAUAAUAUUUUAUUAUUUUUAUAUGAUUGUUGGCAGCAGAAGUGGUGGAUCAACAUGCUCUGUCUUUCACUGCAAAAAUGUCCAAAGAAAUAAACAUAUUUAUAUUCAUGUGGCAUUAUUUUUUGGGGUGAAGUUGAAGUAAAAAAGUUAUCAUAUUAUAAUUAUUAUUAUUGCAGGAGUUCCUAUGUCCCUAUGUAGAGGGAUCCCUGCUCCAACACAGCUAAAACAAAUAGCUGAAAUAUUUCCUCAGCAUGAAGUCAAGUUAUGCAGAGGUCUGGUCAUUUGACUGAAAUGUUCUGGAGAAGAGAUGCAGACAGCAGCAGCUACUAUGUCGCCUUUUAUUAUUAUUUUGACGGACUAGCUACGAUUAUGAAAAUUAUUUUUAUUAGCUAGAGGCUAAAUUAAGAAAGACACUUUUUGAAGUGUUUUUGAAGUGAAAUUCAGGGGUUGUCUGAAUUUCCACAAUAUGUUGGACAGUCGGCUUUUAAACUGUAUGACAGGUAAAAUAUUUAGAGUUCCCUUCCACAAGGUUUUCAUAAUAGUUGCUGGAAUUUAAACACACUCCUCUGUACAGAACUGGUAGAACUGGGUUAGGUUUGUAGGUCACUUUUCUCACACACUCCUUAAGCUCUGUCUGCAAGUUAUUCAUGGGAAUAAAAAUCAGUACUUCGUGUUGGAGUGGCUAAUUUUUUAAAUCUUUUCUGGCUUGAGAUGUUGCUUCACUAUAAUUAGAUCCAAUUCAAUGCACUUCAUUAUACCAAUUCACAACAAAUGUCAAGGUCCCUUACAAAAAAAUCCCUUCAAUUAAAUCACACAUACAUUCCAGUUGAUCCUAGUUAUCAUACAAUAUGCUUAUUUAAUUAUUCAAAGCAGAUUCAAAAGUUACUAUAAGGAAACCCAGCAGAGCAUCAAGUCUGACCUGCAGGGUUCAGUCAUCCUGGAUGAGAACAUAGAGACAAUCACUUGUGUUGUCUCAUUGACUUUACAGCAAUCCCUCAUACAGAGCGUGCAUGUAGUGACAGUGGAGAGGAAAAACUCCUCUUUAACAGGAAGAAACCUCCAGCAGAACCAGAACCUGGCUCAGUAUAAGCAGCAAUAAAAUAUAUUAAGGUAAAUAUUAUAGAUCUCUCUCAUUAUUUUUGGCAUUUAGGAAAUAGAAAUAAAACUUUUUGCAGUCAUAGCUAAUUUAAAACAGAAACAGUUUAAUAUAAACUAAAGUAACAGGAAUAAAGGUGAUGUGUGAAUAUUUCUGGGUUCCAGUUUUUAUGAAUGUGGCUUAGCAAAAAGGGGUUGCCGCUUUGUUUAUAAUUUUUUGCUUGUUUUUCAGUGUAAACAUUCGUUCCUAAACUUAAAGACUUCUGUACAUCCACCCAGGGUGUCAGAAUGAUGGAAGAGUUCUGCAUGAGGGUGGAGCACAAAUCAAGGGAAAGGAAAAUGUCUGAAUGCAGUCAUUUAUGAUAAUGAAUCCUUUAUUCUGUUUAUUCAGUGUCUACGCAGCCAUAUGUAGAGAUCAGAAUGUCUUAUUUUAAAGUACCAGCUGACUUGUGAUGUGAUUUUCUCCAUCACAGAGCAGGAGAACUGAAACAGGCAGAGGGAGGAUUACUUCCACCACUCACCCUGCCAAGAGCUGCUAAUGGAAGAGCCGAGUGUCUGGUGGUCAGCAUGGCUGCCACUCAGAACGGAACAGAGCUGAACAAUCACAUCAUCCAUGUCAUUUACUCUAAAGGAGGGGGCCGGGGGGGAUGUGAGUCACAGCAGCAACAAGAGGGAACCACAGAGAGGAGCUAAUGUUAUCCAAACCAUCUCUGGUUUUACCUCAUGAUGACACAUCACUACAUGUACCUGUAGAGCACACAGUAAGGCCCAAAGGUAUUCCUCCCACAGAGGAAUUAGAUUUAGGUUUAAUCUUUUAAUUUGUCCACAAUGUGUCUUCUGACUGGAAAUAAUAGUAAUGUUUUGGAACGAGAGAAUGGAAUCUAAAAGGUAAAGAUGGCGCCGAGCCUCAAUGUAAAUCCAGGUAAAUAAUCACAAUACCAGUGGAAACAUUCAAACAGGCGUUUCUAUUGAUUAUUGAGAAAGGUAUUAAUUAAUUUUGACUAAAUAGCAUGUAAU